AUGUCCAGACCCGAAAAUUACUUUGGGCGAAGACUCUCCUUUAGCGGAGCAUUAUGUACGGUGCGCUAUGUUGGCCCCAUCGAGGGCACUAAAGGAGACUGGCUUGGGGUAGAAUGGGACGAGCCAAGUAGAGGCAAGCAUGGUGGAGGUCAUAAGGGUGUAAGGUACUUUGAAUGUCGUAGCGCUUCUCCUACUGCAGCAUCCUUCAUUCGCCCUUCUAGACCCAGUGAUCAGCCUACUAGCUUUUUUGAAGCUUUGAAGAAAAAGUAUGCCUCUGCCAGUGCAGAAGAAAUCACGGCAACGGCAAAUGAAAUCCACAUCAGUGGCAAAACCGUGGAGGAGGUCGGCUUCGAAAAGAUCCGACGGCAGCUUGCAAAGGUGCAAGAACUUCGUAUUGUGGUGUUGGACGGUGCAUGUAUUGCUGCCGUUGACAGCGAUCUCGAGAAACAGAAUUUGAAGAUCAUCGAGCUUGACCUGAGCAGGAAUCUGCUCGAAAGUUGGUACGAAGUCACUGCUAUCUGCAGUUCUCUCCAUUGUUUGCAAAGCCUUAGACUCGAUGGUAAUACAUUGAGCCGGCCCCAGGACCCAUUCAAUAGUGACGAAUCACAUGGGUCCUAUGGACAACUCAAAGAGCUGAGCCUUAACAACCUUGGCUUCUUGCCAGAAACAGCGACUGGAGAAAUUGGCAACCUCUCAUGGGAAUUUAUCAAAAAGUUCACGGCCGUAUUCCCCUCGCUGACGACCCUUUCUCUCGCCUCCAAUAACCUCACCGACAUCACGUUGCCCCUUACGACCCCGCUUCUCACGAAAUUAGACCUUUCUUCCAACGCGUUCACCACCCUCGAGCACAUCCGCCCACUAACAGCACUUCCCAAUCUCCAAACCCUGUCCCUCCGAGCAAAUCCCCUCACAUCGCUCUCUUCACCACCAGAUAUGGGCAUCCUCUUCCCAAAGCUCAAGCAUCUGGAUCUAAUAUCGACAGUUCUUCCCACUCUUUCCUCUCUCAAUCCAAUCCCCGUGUCAUUCCCAGGACUUACAUCACUCCUUACAACCCACACACCACUGAUCACCUAUCCUUCCGCGUCACUCCAUACAAUCGCCCGCCUUGCGACACUUACCGAGCUCAAUUACUCACAGAUCACCCCUCCGGAAAGACAGAAUGCGGAGCUCUACUACCUCAGCCAAGUAUCGAAGCAGCUCGCUGCCAUCACUGACAAUGUCAAGGAGCGCGAGGUACUGGAGGAGCACCCACGAUGGAAGGAGCUGUGCGAUAUCCACGGCGAGCCGACCAUCAUCAGAACGAACGAUGCCGACGCGGCCGACGCAGGAACACUGGCAGCACGAGUGACGGAAUUCGUAUUCCAAAUCAGCAAACAAGACCUGCAAAGAGCGCGAAAGCACGCUCAGAGCAUAGACGGCCAUUCAGGCGAGAAUACCGCGAAGAAUGACCCCGGCCACGAUGCUCCCAUCGUCGAAAAGACGAAACUCAUCCCCCGCACCGUAGACGUCUACCGCCUCAAAGGCAUCGUAGGCCAACUCUUCAACAUCAGACCCAUGUCGGUGAAGCUGAUUUGGGAGACGGAGGAGUGGGAUCCUGUGGGUGAGGGGGACGGGGGGCUGGAGUGUCAGUGA
Messenger RNA from Letharia columbiana, 1632 nucleotides. RefSeq lists its product as uncharacterized. The record is from RefSeq and is a predicted model, not a curated record. The transcript has 4 exons. NCBI's taxonomy places the organism in Eukaryota, Fungi, Ascomycota, Lecanoromycetes, Lecanorales, Parmeliaceae. Bases 1 to 1632 code for a protein of 543 amino acids. Gene Ontology annotation, molecular function: protein binding.